Messenger RNA from Megachile rotundata (alfalfa leafcutting bee), 1807 nucleotides. RefSeq lists its product as uncharacterized. Gene Ontology annotation, biological process: biological process involved in interspecies interaction between organisms. Lineage: Eukaryota; Metazoa; Arthropoda; Insecta; Hymenoptera; Megachilidae. The record is from RefSeq and is a predicted model, not a curated record.
UUUAGUCGCGAACGUCAAAACCGGAGUGAAUCAUUCUGUUUCUCCGUUCUAAAACAUCAAAAUCUUUACAAAUCACGUAAUAUUCGAUUCCAAAGUGUUAAAAAUCUUUCGUGUAAAUCGUGUGAACCCGAAUCGAAGCUUCAAAUCGUGUAAACAAAGUUUUAUUCGCGAAUUCGUUGGCCGUUUCAGUUGUCGAAUCUUCUCCUUCCAGUGGCGUCGUAUUCUAACCGGGGAAAGUGAGAAAAGUCGAGGAUUUUAAGUGGCGUUUCGUAGUGUCGCAGGUGUGAAACUGUCUUGUGUGUUACGUCGUAUGCAGAAGUAGCCAAGAAAAGCGAAAAACGCCCGAGGAGAGAUACUUUUGUCAACUGGAAGAAACGGUGAAAAUGGGGAGGUGUCAUGUGGGUUUCGUCGUGUGGUUGGUACUCACCUGCUUCACCAGCGACGCAUUGCAGCAAUACAGAGAAAAAAACAUAAGCGGCGCCGAGACAGACGCGGUGCAAGCGAUUCUGGCCAGAUAUCUUCAGAGGCGUCUUCAGGGUUCUCAGCUGUCGACGCCGCCGCCACCAGCUGUCCUCUUCAGCAGCAAUAAUCAGGCCAGAGUGAGACAGGCCCCGCAGAGGACAACCGGUAAUGUAUUGCCGAGGAAUGCCAACGAAAAAGAGAAUACGGAACACGCCGACGAUUACGAGGAUUACGAGGACGACCUUGAAGGAUACGAGGACAGCGAGAGGAGCAGGACCAGAUUCGAUCUCUUCGCCGACGACUGCCCGAAUUGCGUGGACGAGCACAGCAGCACCCUGGCAGCGUCAAGAUGGACGAUGCCAUUGUUGAAGCUGGGCGAGAAGAGAUACUACCUGGGGAUCUUCUUCAAGGCCAACUGGUACAGGGCGUCCCAAUAUUGCCGAUAUCACGGAAUGCAUCUGGCGAGUAUAGCAUCGCAGGAGGAGAACGACAGGCUCGAGAAGCAUAUCAAAGACUUUGGCCUGGGGCAUGAACAUUUCUGGACUUCUGGUACCGAUCAAGCUGAAGAAGGCACCUUCUUCUGGAUGGCCAAUGGCAGACCCAUCACGUUCGAGAAUUGGAACGUCGGGGAACCAAAUAAUUUCAGAUACGAGAACGGCGAGGAGGAGCAUUGUCUCGAACUAUGGAACAGGGACGGCAAAGGGUUAAAAUGGAACGACAGUCCCUGCAGUUUCGAGACCUUCUUCGUCUGCGAGGUGCAGUGAUGAACAUCGAAGGUCAUCGAUUUCGUUCGAGCUACCACGAGUCAUCGUUACUGCCAGGAAGUCGAGUGUCGAGUUCGUCAACAAUUCCCGUUGCAGAGAACGCGAGAAAAUAACCUUGUGUCUCGAAAAUAACCUCAUUGUGUAAAAUAACGUAGCCACGUGUUGUGCCGAUCACGCUUCUGCCCUCGAAGGGACAGUUUGUGCAGCUCCAAACUGAAAUCAAAUUCCUGUGCUCGAAUUGUGUGUAGAAUAUCCGCUCUCCAGCGGAUUAAGAACUCGAGUCACUCAAGUGGCUCGUUUCAAUUGUUUCAACAUGUCUGUAGAUAAUUGUUUUGCUUGAUAGAAUUAUCGAUCGAGGACUCUAUAGGUUCGUUAGUUGAUAUGUUCGUUGUGUACGUGUAUAAUAACCUCAGACUGCGUCCUCAACAUACGAACUGUUGUUAGAUAUUCACUUCUUACAUGUAUGAUUCACUUUUUGUUUGUAUAAUGUGUUAUUAACACGCAGUUAUUUUAUGUACAAUACAGAAUAUAGCAUAAGGCAAUACUGAAGAAAGGAAAUAAAAGGAGAAAUAUUUUUUGAA